Molecule: messenger RNA, 645 nt
Organism: Fusarium tjaetaba
Lineage: Eukaryota; Fungi; Ascomycota; Sordariomycetes; Hypocreales; Nectriaceae
Product: 30 kDa heat shock
Exons: 1
Coding region: 1-645 (214 amino acids)
Biological process (GO): protein folding; response to salt stress; response to hydrogen peroxide
Source: RefSeq, a predicted model, not a curated record
AUGGCUUUCUUCCCUCGCAACUUCUACAACUCCGAUGCUUCCUUUACUCCCCUCUUCCGUCUCCUCGACGACUUCGAUAGCUACUCUCGUCAGGGACAACAGACCGGUGGUACCCGUCGAAGCGGCCUCACCCACUGGCAGCCCAAGUUCGAUGUCCGCGAGACUGGCGAGGCCUACGAGCUCCAUGGAGAGCUCCCCGGCAUGUCCAAGGAGAACGUCCAAAUCGAAUUCACUGAGCCUCAGACCAUGACCAUCCGCGGCAAGACUGAGCGCACAUACACUGCCGGCACUCCUCCCGCUGGUCUCGUCGAGGGCUCUCAGUCCCAAGGCGCUAUUGCCGAGGGCGAGAGUAACGAUGAGACCAAGAACUCUCACCACGCCAAGGUCGAGGAUGAGGCCGAGGCCAAGGCUCACGAGAGCACCGAAGUCACCCACCACCAACAGUCCAAGGAGGUCGAGAAGAAGCCCGGUGAUCAAUCCAAGUACUGGCUCACCGAGCGCACCUUCGGCGAGUUCUCUCGCAGCUUCAACUUCCCCACUCGUGUCGAUCAGGACAACGUCUCUGCCAAGUUUAAGGAUGGCAUCCUGAGCAUUGUUGUUCCCAAGGCCAAGAAGCACGAGUCUCGCCGAAUCAACGUCGAGUAA